Messenger RNA from Oryzias latipes (Japanese medaka), 4723 nucleotides. Its product is annotated as sine oculis-binding protein homolog. Lineage: Eukaryota; Metazoa; Chordata; Actinopteri; Beloniformes; Adrianichthyidae. Gene Ontology annotation, biological process: animal organ development. The record is from RefSeq and is a predicted model, not a curated record. Gene Ontology annotation, cellular component: nucleus.
GAAAGAGUGGGGAUUGUUCAGCGGCGGAGUGUGCGGCGCGCAGACUGCACGCAUGUCACUGGACUCGAAUGGUGCGAAGCUCUGAAUGACGGACUCGGACGUCCGGGAAUGACAGCCGCUGUCACCGAGAGUGACAACUUCCACUCUCAGCGAGUCCGUUAACAGCGCUCCAGCUGACUGUCUGCACUGAUCCGCGUGGGAUCUACUAGCCAGUCGGGGACUAUGCCAGAGAUGGAGAAAGGCAGACCCCCAGAAAAUAAACGCAGCAGGAAACCAGCGCACCCCGUGAAGAGAGAGAUCAACCAGGAGAUGAAGACGUUUGCAGAAAGCACCAUGAACGAGCUCCUGGGAUGGUACGGAUAUGACAAGGUAGACCUGAGGGAAUCCGAGGCCAAUGAGAUAAGAAACUACAGAGAGAGGCGACAGCAUGUGUCUGUGCUAAAAGAAAACUCGUUGCCAAAACCCAAAAUACUGGACUCCAAAAUGAGUCACUCAGUCCUUGCCAUGAAGAGCGGAGAGAGGGAAUCUUCCAGUGUGCCUUUAUCCUCACCCUCCUCAUCUUCAACAAGCUCAUCCCUGACCCCUAAAGAGCACAAGAGUGCCCCUGUUAUUGUUCCCCUCAUAAAGCCAUCAGCAGUGGAAGAUGUACAGAAUGUGCAGAUAGUGUGUGUUUGGUGCCAGAAAGAAGGUGUGAAACGCUACUCGCUGUGUAUGGGUUCAGAGCUGAAGAGCUUUUGCAGCGAGAAGUGUUUUGCCGCCUGCAGACGGGCCUACUUCAAGCGAAACAAGGCCAGAGAUGAAGACCUCCACAGUGACAGAUCACCUCAGCAUACUCAUCCAGAAGACUCACCGAGACUCGUUCUCAAGAUAAACAGCAGUGUCAGAUCUGUCUCUCCUGUACCACAGGUAUGUGAUUGGUGCAAACAUGUUCGUCACACUAAGGAAUACCUGGACUUUGGAUCUGGAGAAGAACGACUUCAGUUCUGCAGCACCAAGUGCUUGAACCAAUACAAGAUGGAUGUUUUCUACAGAGAAGCUCGUGCAGCUCUCAACAGCACCAGUUCAAGUCCAAGCCGACCCAGUCAGGGCAGAAGGGUGGACAGCAGUGUAGCUGGGCAAAAGCUGCUCACUCCUGAGUCUUGGAACAGCAACAACAUCGCAGGAGAAAUACGCAACAUGAGUCUGUCACCUAAAGGACCCGCUCCAAUGCACGGAUCUGUAGAAUCCACCAGAAACCCCCACUCAGAAGAAUCUUCUUUCUCUUCCAAAGUUCCAGUCUCAGGGCUGAGGACCUUAGAGAGAUCCAUCCAGCCACCUCCACCUCUUCCCGCUGUGGAGGUGUCCCACCCUCACCCACUACCUCCACCUCGCCCCCUUCUGGAUCAAAAACCAGUACCUCAAAUCCCCAUACCCUUCAUCAGACCUCCUCUUCAUGCUCAGGGCCUGAAAAGCCCUCUUGCCAAUCAUCCUAGACAUCCAGCUCCCCCAUCAAGCCCUAUUCAUAGACCUCCACAUUCGCCACACAUGCAGCCACCCUCUUCUGCUUCCAUUAAUCCACCUGGGCUGAUGCCUCCUUUCCCAGGAGCCUACUUCCCCGGAUUGCAUUCCCCUCCUAUGAACAUGAUGCCAAGAGGUCCUGUUCCAAUUCCCCCAAUGAUGAACUUUGGUUUUCCUACUUUUAGUCCUCUUUUGCCUCAACCGACUGUCUUGGUGCCUUAUCCCAUCAUUGUUCCCCUGCCUGUUCCCAUCCCAAUUCCUAUCCCCAUUCCAGUCCCUGCUAAAGCAGCUGUAGAAAUUCCAUGUCACAGUGGAGUCAUACAACCCGUGCCAGAGGGGGUGGAUAGGAGCAGAUCCAGGACUACCAGAGUGUCAUCUCCAGGGGUUUCUGAAAGAGACUGCAGAUUGAUAAUUGAAAAAAUGGACGGAGCCUUUUCACAAGGUGUCACCUCACCAAAUGAGUCCAACUUAAGGGACAGAGACUGGGUUAAAUCUGAGAGGCCAUUUUUGUCCCCAGCAUCUACACCACAAAGUGGAGCAUCCUCCCCCAGAACACAGUACAAUGAAUCACCCUGCCAUGCAGCUGGUUCAGAUGGACUGCCAGACCCUAAGCAGCAUCAGACAGUGCGACAGGUCAUUCAGAGGGUUCUCCAACACACAAAGCCAGAGCCUAAUGUGAAUGGAAUGAUGGACUUGUCUGGUUCAGACAACUCAGCAGUGGGGCAGGCUAAAAGAACAGAUCUCCAGGAUAUUAUCAGAGCCACCCACCCUCUACAGGUAUCACCUUUACAGGAUGCAGUCUGCCAGGAGCACGACUCCCACAGUCCACCUUCUCAAGGUCCACCCAGCCCAACAGGAACCAGCAAUUCAUAUGAUGCCAACUUUUCUGCUCUGACGUCUCAGGACCAUGGUAAGAACGGGGUGUCGUCCUCAUCCAUGCCUCCCAGUAUGGAUUCUUCCCUGCCCCAGAGAUUACCAGCAUCACCCCAGGACCCUUCACUUAGUGAACUGGAAGCUAUCAAGGAGAACAAGUGCUCUGUUGUUAGCCCAGUGCGGAUCGAAGGCCAGCCCAGUCAGUUAGAAGGGCCAGUAACUGUAGUUGGGGAUGCUGGAGAAGAUGCUCGUGUUCCGGAUGAAGACCAUGCCUAUGCCCUGCCCACAGCGCCAAAGACAGGUGUGACCACUACCCCACUGCUCUUGCCUAAACUCAGGGACAAGGGUAGCCUGAGGAGUCCUACUAAUAUUCCCAGCGCUGGGGACAUGGAGCCAGCUUUAAAGAGGCGAUGCCUACGAAUCCGAGAUCAGAAUAAGUAGAGAAUAGAGACUCCCUGUUUAAACCCCUUCGGCAGUGCCAGAAUCAGUGCCGCUCCCUCUUGUGGACAACACCGGUGUGUACACCCUGCAGCCUGUCCCGCCGCCUGUCAGCCCACCAGAGUGUUGCUCUGCCUGUAGACCAGCAGGGUGCCAACCCAGGAAGCAGUCCAGAUGGCCAAAUCAUCACAGCAUAAGAGAUGAACACACAGCACAGUCACACACUUUGUUCUGGACCAAAGAGCAUCAACCGCGUUUUGUGUGUUGCAGUGUGUUCAGUAAGCACUUGAAGGGGAGAUUCUCAGAUUCUCCACUUCUGUCACAUUGCCCUAAAGUUGUAUGUGUGCACAACUGCACAGAUGCGCUCCUCUUCCUCCUCCUCCUCCUCCUCCUUCUCCUCCUCCGUCUCUCGUUGCUCCACACGGCAGACAAGUCUCUGAUCAGCCUUGUGUGGUCUUCUCAUUUGGAGCCUGAACAUGAUCUCUUUCCAGGGGAAACGGUUUGUUUUCGCUGCCCAGCUUGCACAAAGAGCCACAUUGUUCCCCUUCCCAUAUCCCACGGUGACUCCCCACUACAGGUUUUGGGUUACCUAGCUGAUGGGGGCUCAGGCUUCAGGAGUUUUUUUUUUUUUUUUUUUUUUGAGAAACAGACCGAAAUAUAAUAUAGCCUUCAUUUUGUUGCCUAUCCACCCAAUCUAAAUAGAGCACGUUAAACACUCAGUGGUUAUGAUGUUUAAUUCCUCUCUAUUCCCUUCUGGGACUUCUUACUGUGAGGCUGAGGAAAGCCUGGAAGAGAGAAUCCUUCUAAUAAUCCCAAACCAAAGUGUUGCAGAGCAGCAGACAGGGGUUAUGCUGAUAGCUCCAACAUUUUGGACAGCAGAUGGAGAUGAUGGUGAGCACUGAGUGUCACACAUGAACUUCCUGACAGUGAAAACCACAAUCAGCUUUGAAGAUACUGGACAUAAUUAGACAAAGUAACAUUGCUAAGUGUGCUAUUGUACUCAAAGGCAUCAAAUGCUGUAAAAUACAGCAAUCAGUAUUACAUUUCCCGCUGCUGGGGAUACUUUGAUCCUGCCAGAUCACCUAGAUGCUAGUCAACUUUUGUGCGAUUUCAGUUUUUAGUUAAUACAGAUAUUAUUUGAUAUAAUAUUAACUUAUGGAUGAUACAUCUGUAGAUUCUCAUUAAAAAAGCGUUACUACUACAUUUGUAUUUUCUUAAUUAUUAUUUUUGUUUGUGCUGUAAAGUCCCUUGUUUAAGUGUGUAUGCUUCAUGUCCACUAGAGGGCAGUAUUUGCCUUCUUUAUAUUUGCACCUGCUCUUAUUGAUAGAAAGCACCAGAAGGCAAUAAAUGGACGGUCUGAUUGAAACUGGACACAGCCAUGCGCUCUGCACUGUCUGAUUAAUCGCCAAACCUGUCACCUUUUUUGAUGCUACUUUCGGAGGGGAAUUUAAAAUAAUAGCUUCCGAUUUUCUUUGACCGACAAGACUUUAAGGCCUGACACCCUCCUGCCAUCAUUCCAAAAUCCCCCAUCAUUUGCAUGUUUGUGUUUCUCUAUGUGUCCCUUGUUUCACAACACGUUUGCUUGUCACUUAUUUCCUUUUAUGGAAAGUCAUCAUGACAAUGUCAUCUUCAGCAGUCAGGAAUGUUUGACAGUACUACAUACAUGAUGGAUGCCAAAAGGUGAAAACAUUAAAAAGCUGUAACUGAUCCAAAUAUACCGGUAAUUCUUGAAAUGAUUUAUAAAACAUGUACAAAAUGUGUCAAAUGCACAGGUUUCACCUCUUCUGUCUGCUCCUUAUCUGAACUGUAUCUGUCUCAUUGUUUGUAUUUGAAUAAAGAUUAAGUAACCAAAAACUUUGGUGGAGAUCUCUUUGUAAAGUAAAAUAUAUAAAAUAAAAGAUAUUGUAAGAUAAAA